CCUGGCAACUUGUCUGUGAUGCGAAUAAAGACGCGUAUUAUCUAUGUUUUUUAUAAUUUAUGGUAUAAUACAAUUGCGAAGAGAAGUGCCGCGAGUGUAUUCAAUUACUAAAGAAGAAAAAUAAUGUUGCAGACAUUUACUUCUUAAUUAUUGUGUACAAUGUAAUUUUUAUUUAAUGUAUAGUAUUAACUAUUCAAAUUAUUUGUAUUGUAACUCAUAAAAAAAGACAAAGUACGAUUAAGAAAUAUAGUAUAUUCUGUGAUUAAAUAGAGUAUUUAGUAUUGUUCGAUGUUACUUUCAUAUUAAAUAUAGAAAAUAAUGUCAAGUACAAUAACUGGAAAGAAUUUACUACGACCCACCGGAUUACAAUGUAAAAAUCUUCAAGAGUAUUUAAAAUCACGACCUCCAGAAGUGUUGAAUAAACUCUAUCACAAUCCUCCAAUUUGUUUGGCUGUAUUUCGUGAAUUGCCUGUGAUAGCUAAGCACUAUGUUAUGCGAUUGUUAUUUGUCGAACAACCGGUACCUCAAGCAGUCAUUGCUUCUUGGUGUUCUAAACUUCAUUUUGAAGAGCAUCAAAAGGUAGUUUCGAUAUUGAAUGAACUGAAUGUGUGGAAAGAAGUUUCCAUACCAGGAGGAUUACCUGGAUGGAUUCUAAAUACUACAUUUAAGAAAAAUUUAAAAAUUGUUUUACUGGGAGGCGGUAAACCAUGGACCAUGUCAAAUCAAAUGGAAACUGAUAGUAAACCAAGAGAUGUUGCGUUUUUAGAUUCGUAUGCAUUAGAAAGAUGGGAAUGUGUUUUGCAUUAUAUGGUUGGAUCACAGCAGCAAGAAGGUAUAUCAGCUGACGCUGUUAGAAUUCUUUUACAUGCUGGUUUAAUGAAACGAGAUGAAGCUGAUGGAAGUCCCGUUAUUACUCAAGCUGGAUUUCAGUUUUUGUUAUUAGAAACUGCAUCGCAGGUGUGGUACUUCAUUUUACAAUAUUUAGACACGAUAGAAGCGAGAGGCCUUGAUUUGGUUGAAUGCCUGACAUUUCUCUUUCAAUUAAAUUUUUCAACACUUGGCAAAGAUUAUAGUACUGAAGGAAUGUCUGAGGGUUUACUAACAUUUCUACAACACCUACGGGAAUUUGGCUUGGUAUAUCAAAGAAAACGAAAAGCUGGAAGAUUUUAUCCUACACGACUAGCAUUAAAUAUUGCCACUGGACAAAACAAGCCACUAUCCAGAGAUCCAGAAAAAGAGGGUUAUAUCGUUGUUGAAACAAAUUACAGAGUAUAUGCUUACACAAAUUCAAAUUUACAAGUUGCCUUACUUGGUCUAUUUUGUGAAAUGUUAUAUAGGUUUCCAAAUUUAGUUGUAUCAAUAUUAACAAGAGAUUCUGUACGUCAAGCUUUAAAAAGUGGUAUUACAGCAACUCAGAUUGUAGGUUAUUUGCAGCAACAUGCUCAUAGUAAGAUGAUAGAGGCAGGUCCUCCAGUUUUACCUCCUACAAUUGUAGAUCAAAUUAAAUUAUGGGAAAAUGAGAGGAAUAGAUUUGUAUUUAGCGAAGGAGUUUUAUACAGUCAGUUUCUCUCUCAAACUGACUUUGAAGUACUCAGAGAUCAUGCCCUUUCUACCGGAGUAUUAAUUUGGCAAAGUGACAGAAAACGAACGAUGGUAGUCACAAAAGCAGGCCAUGAUGAUGUAAAAAAAUUUUGGAAACGAUAUUCCAAAGGCUCCAGUUAGUAAAACAAAAUACCAAGAAUAUGUGCCAGAAUAUGAGAAAAAUCUCACCUUCGAUUAUGUUGUAUUUUUUCAACUUUAAUACUUGUAAUAUAAGUGAUUUUAUUAAAUGUGUUACACACCAAAA
This is a messenger RNA of Nomia melanderi (Alkali bee), 1846 nucleotides long. The record is from RefSeq and is a predicted model, not a curated record. NCBI's taxonomy places the organism in Eukaryota, Metazoa, Arthropoda, Insecta, Hymenoptera, Halictidae.